CUGCAGAUCGCCGCCGUCUUCGUGCUGCUCAUCGCCGCCUCGCUCGGUGCCGGUUUGCCCAACAUCCUGCGUCGCAAGCCCGAGCCGAGCGACGCGCCCACCAGCGUGCUUGGCCAGCUCUUCUUCCUGCUCAAGCACUUCGGCACGGGCAUCAUCCUCUCGACCGCCUUUGUCCACUUGCUCUUCCACGCGUUCAUCUUCAUGUCCAACGAGUGCAUCGGCACGCUCGUGUACGAGGCUGCUAGCCCUGCGAUUGCCAUGGGCGCCGUGUGGCUUGUCUUUGUCGUUGACUUCUUCGUGCUGCGCGCGCUUCGCCAGCGCGCCGCUGCCGCUGCAGCAGCGUCGCGGCCGCUGUCGCAGGGCUCGCACGACCCCGAGUCGAAGCUGCAGAGCGACAGCGAGUCUGCCUCUUCGGACGUCGCCUCGCAGGACGUCCCCACAGCCGCACAGGCCAAGCUGCGCAAGUACGACGUGCUCAUGCUCGAGGCGGGCAUCAUCUUCCACUCGAUCAUCAUUGGCGUCACGCUCGGCGCUAGCAAUGGCGAGGGCUGGGUGCCGCUCUUCAUCGCAAUCACCUUCCACCAACUCUUCGAGGGUCUCGCACUCGGCGCUCGCAUCGCGCUGCUGCCUUCGACGACCGCCGGCUGGCUGCAGAAGACGAUCAUGUGCGGAGCGUACGCCGUGACGACGCCGGUGGGCAUUGCGAUCGGCAUUGGAGCGCGUCGGUCCUUCAACACCAACGACCGGUCCACGCUCUUGGCUCUUGGCAUUCUCGACUCGAUCUCGGCCGGCAUUCUGCUGUACACUGCGCUCGUCGAGCUCAUUGCCGGCGACUUCAUCAACAAUAAGACGAUGUCGGGCGCGCCGCUGGGCCGCGCCAUUGCCGCCGUCACUGCGCUCACGCUUGGUGCUGCCGCCAUG
This is a messenger RNA of Tilletiopsis washingtonensis, 921 nucleotides long. RefSeq names its product Zinc/iron permease. The transcript is spliced from 4 exons. The record is from RefSeq and is a predicted model, not a curated record. Gene Ontology annotation, molecular function: zinc ion transmembrane transporter activity. NCBI's taxonomy places the organism in Eukaryota, Fungi, Basidiomycota, Exobasidiomycetes, Entylomatales. The annotation marks the transcript as partial. Gene Ontology annotation, biological process: zinc ion transmembrane transport. Gene Ontology annotation, cellular component: plasma membrane.